GUCGCCGUACCUCCCUUAACCAGAACGUCCAUCAUCCGUCAUCCACCUCCUCAUCUCCCGUCCUCGUCGGCCUGCUCGUGAGUGAGCGGCAGCGGCGAGUAUUGCAACCAUGUCCAGCGAUACUCCAGAGACGAUCGUCAUUGGCAUCCUUGCACUCCAAGGGGCUUUCGCAGAGCACCAAACGAUCCUCUCGCGGCUCAAGCUCCCCUCACAUCCGCUGACGUCUCUGCUCGUGCGCACACCGCAAGACCUCGCUCAAUGCAGCGCGCUCAUCAUCCCCGGCGGAGAGAGCACGACGAUCGCCUCUGUUGCCGCGCGUACAGGGAUGCUCGACCUGCUCAAGGAGUUCUGCCAGAAUGUGGAUAAGCCCGUCUGGGGGACCUGUGCAGGGUGCAUCCUCUUGGCUAAGGAGGCGACGGGGCUCAAGAAGGGUGGUCAGGAGCUGUUUGGCGGUAUGGGGGUCGGUGUGAAGAGGAAUGGAUAUGGGACGCAGCUAGAGUCAUUCGAGGUCAUGCUCGAUGUUCCUGCGUUGCGAGAUCCGGAGCGCCCUUUCGCGGGUGUCUUUAUCCGUGCCCCAAUCAUUGAGCACGUCAACGAGUCUGCCCCCACCUCGAUCUCCAUACACACCGAGAUUGUCGCUCGUGUCCCUCCCUCUUGCCUACCUGCCGAACUACACGAUGCGGCCGAGACGAGCAACAAAGACUACACCGUGGUAGCCAUGCGCCAAGGGAAGAAAUUCGUGACGACGUUCCAUCCCGAGCUCACUAAGGAUGAUCGACUACACGAAUACUUUAUCAAGCGGUGCGUGCUCGGACUUGUGGCUCAGAAGUAAGUCGGGAACUGGAGUGCUGGGUUUAUAUCCUACUAGAGGAUUCUUUGCAACCUGGGCCGAUAUCUCUCGGAGCUAUGUUCGACACGUCGGCACCGAAGCUACAUAUGCCGCCGGGCCCCUUGCUGCCCUCUCCCUAUCAAAUGAAGUUAUGAGGUUUUCGUCACUCAGAUUACCAGUCACAUCGGGCAUUCUGCUAUCUUCUACGUUGGCCUAUUACGUUGUGGUGGAGAGUGCAAUUCAGUUCCG
Molecule: messenger RNA, 1078 nt
Organism: Dacryopinax primogenitus
Lineage: Eukaryota; Fungi; Basidiomycota; Dacrymycetes; Dacrymycetales; Dacrymycetaceae
Product: SNO glutamine amidotransferase
Exons: 5
Coding region: 110-832 (240 amino acids)
Biological process (GO): pyridoxal 5'-phosphate biosynthetic process; pyridoxine metabolic process
Cellular component (GO): cytosol; glutaminase complex
Molecular function (GO): glutaminase activity
Source: RefSeq, a predicted model, not a curated record